CCCUGAAGACCCAAAAGUAAUUUGAUCUACAUCUACUGAUCCUUCUCUUUGCUGCCCAUUCUGCCCCCUGCUGACCUCCCUAAGGAUGGCCUCGUUAAAGCUGAUAUGGAGAAAUUGACCUUUUAUGCUGUGUCUGCUCCAGAGAAGCUGGAUCGCAUAGGUGCCUAUUUAGCAGAAAGGCUGAGCAGGGAUGUUGUCAGACAUCGUUCUGGGUAUGUUUUAAUUGCUAUGGAGGCUUUGGACCAACUUCUUAUGGCCUGCCACUCUCAAAGCAUCAAGCCAUUUGUAGAAAGCUUUCUUCAUAUGGUAGCAAAGCUACUGGAAUCAGGGGAACCAAAGCUUCAAGUUCUUGGGACAAAUUCUUUUGUCAAAUUUGCAAAUAUUGAAGAAGAUACACCAUCCUAUCACAGACGAUAUGACUUCUUUGUAUCUCGAUUCAGUGCCAUGUGUCAUUCCUGUCACAGUGACCCCGAAAUACGAACAGAAAUCCGAAUUGCUGGAAUAAGAGGAAUUCAAGGUGUGGUUCGCAAAACAGUUAACGAUGAGCUUCGCGCUACCAUUUGGGAACCUCAGCAUAUGGACAAGAUUGUUCCAUCCCUCCUGUUUAACAUGCAGAAGACUGAGGAAGCUGACAGUCGCCUAGGCCCUCCUUCUUCUCCUUCCGCAGCUGAAAAAGAAGAGAAUCCUGCUGUGCUGGCUGAGAACUGCUUUAGAGAACUGCUGGGGCGAGCAACUUUUGGAAAUAUGAAUAAUGCUGUUAGACCAGUUUUUGCGCAUUUAGAUCAUCACAAAUUAUGGGAUCCUAAUGAAUUUGCAGUUCAUUGCUUUAAAAUCAUAAUGUAUUCUAUUCAGGCUCAGUAUUCUCACCAUGUCAUCCAGGAGAUUCUUGGACACCUUGAUGCUCGUAAGAAAGACUCUCCACGGGUUCGUGCAGGUAUCAUUCAGGUUCUGUUAGAAGCUGUUGCCAUUGCUGCUAAAGGUUCCAUAGGGCCCACAGUGCUGGAAGUCUUCAAUACCUUACUCAAGCACCUGCGUCUUAGUGUUGAAUUUGAAGCCAGUGAUUCACACAGGGGAUCUGUAGGCAGUGUCACCUUAAGUUCCAAAGACAAUGAUGAGAAGAUUGUGCAGAAUGCUAUCAUCCAAACAAUAGGAUUUUUUGGAAGUAACCUACCAGAUUAUCAGAGGUCAGAAAUCAUGAUGUUCAUUAUGGGCAAAGUACCUGUAUUUGGAACAUCUACUCAUACUUUGGAUAUCAGCCAACUAGGAGAUUUGGGAACUAGGAGGAUCCAAAUAAUGUUGCUGAGAUCUUUGCUUAUGGUAACCUCUGGAUACAAAGCCAAGACAAUUGUGACUGCACUGCCAGGGUCUUUUCUGGACCCUCUGUUAUCCCCGUCUCUCAUGGAAGAUUAUGAACUGCGGCAGUUAGUCUUGGAAGUAAUGCACAACCUCAUGGACCGCCAUGACAACAGGGCAAAGCUUCGAGGCAUCAGAAUAAUACCAGAUGUAGCUGAUCUGAAAAUAAAAAGAGAAAAAAUUUGUAGGCAAGACACAAGUUUCAUGAAAAAGAAUGGCCAACAGCUAUAUCGGCACAUAUAUUUGGGGUGUAAAGAAGAAGACAAUGUUCAAAAAAACUAUGAACUACUAUAUACUUCUCUUGCUCUUAUAACUAUUGAAUUAGCCAAUGAAGAGGUAGUUAUUGACCUUAUCCGAUUGGCCAUUGCUUUACAGGACAGUGCGAUUAUCAAUGAGGAUAAUUUGCCCAUGUUCCAUCGGUGUGGAAUUAUGGCACUGGUUGCCGCUUAUCUCAACUUCGUAAGUCAGAUGAUAGCUGUUCCUGCAUUUUGCCAGCACAUUAGCAAGGUUAUUGAAAUUAGAACUAUGGAAGCUCCUUAUUUUCUCCCAGAGCAUAUUUUCAGAGAUAAGUGCAUGCUUCCAAAGUCUUUAGAAAAGCAUGACAAAAAUUUGUACUUCCUGACCAACAAGAUUGCAGAGUCCCUAGGUGGAAGUGGGUAUAGUGUUGAGAAACUCUCAGUACCCUAUGUGCCGCAAGUAACAGAUGAAGAUCGUAUUUCUAGAAGGAAAAGUAUUGUGGAUACUGUAUCAAUUCAAGUGGAUAUUUUAUCUAACAGCAUUCCUUCUGAUGAUGUGGUUAGUAACACGGAAGAAAUCACCUUUGAGGCACUGAAGAAAGCAAUUGACACCAAUGGAAUGGAAGAACAGGAAAAGGAAAAGAGACGACUUGUAAUAGAGAAGUUCCAGAAAGCACCAUUUGAAGAAAUAGCAGCACAGUGUGAAUCCAAAGCAAAUUUGCUUCAUGAUAGACUUGCUCAGAUCUUGGAACUCACCAUACGUCCUCCUCCCAGUCCAUCAGGAACACUGACCAUUACUUCUGGGCAUGCCCAGUACCAGUCUGUCCCAGUCUAUGAGAUGAAGUUUCCAGACCUCUGUGUGUACUGAGUGAAGACCUCAGCAUAGGAUUUUAAAGCCUAAAACUUAAGGCCCAGCUGAAUUUUUAGGGUUUACUUAAUGCUUGUAAUCAUACUUCUGGAAAAUGACAGUGGAAUUUAUCUGUAACCAAGCGUUUGGCACACUGUAGCAGAAGUUUGGGAACCAUAUAUUAUUUAGAGUAGCUUUGAAGAUAGAUUAAUACCAUGUGAAUUUGUCUUGAGGUUCCUGUUAGCUUCUAAAGCUGAACAUGUAUUGGUCUCACAUAAUUCCACUGUUAAACAGUAUAUUUUCAACUUUUCACAAACAUGUAUUUUUUUAAAAAAAGAAAAGAAUUGAAGAUGUAUAAUGUGUCUAUUAUUUCUUAAACCACUGCACAACUGCUUAGAAGUAGAAUUGCUUUGUUUCUGGUUAUCUGCAAAAGUAAGUGUACUCCUCCCUCUCCGGAGGUUGCCUGCCGAACCGUUCCCGUGCGGCUUCCUGUGCUCAUGCUGCAGCACACCUGCAGCCACUUGCUGUAACCACAUGCAAUAGGUAUUCCUCAGCUGCUGUGUGGUGGUAACACAUCUAUUGAAUACUAGUGCUAGGUUAUGACCCUGAAAAUCGCCAUAUUUUAAAAUUGUCUGGUUCUUGUAACACUGUGUUUUCUGUCAAGUUCAACUGCUUAGAGCUUACUUUUUGGAGUACCGAACUGUGCAAUAUUUUUUACAUCAUAAGAUGUAUAGUUUACAGGCUGUGUUUUGAACCUAUAGUCGUAUUUUGCCCUGGCUUUAUUAAUUGAAUGAAACAUAUAUUUAGAAUAGAAAAGAAAGACUUAAAAUAGCUACUAGUUCACCUGUGAGGAGUCUAUACAUUUCAGUUUCUAAGAGCACAUAAUUUACAUUUUUAUAUUGUGCAUUCCUUUUACUCUUCAUAGUCAGAAAUUUCCCAGAGUGGAUCUUAAUUUGUGAAAUUUGAACAGAAACUUGGGCACAUCUCUGUUUAGGGUAAAUUGCAUUAUUUCCUAACAGUUCCUGUGUCUCAGCAGUCAAAUGCUGAGGUGUGUCAGUGUGAGCUGCUCCCAAACACAGGGCCAGCUGCAUUCUUAACACUUCAGUGAAUUCUUCACAGGGUAAAAAUGAACAGCUUUCUUUGCAGUUCUCAGAAAGUUCUCUUAGGAUGUUUUUAUAAAAUCACCUUAGUUUUACCUUCUCAGGUUCUUUUUUUUAAAAAAAAGUUUUUUUAACGCAUUUAAAGUUGUUCGAAAAAUUCAAUUUUGUCUUUUGUUUUUGUUUGAAAAAUUGCAGCAAAAAAUGAGAUUUGUUAAGUUGUGUUUAUGGUUUUGGGCACUGUUAGUAAAAUAGAAAAUAAAUAAGGACAUGAUAAUGCUAAAUAUCCACAAAAAAUUUUGAAUCUUGAAAUUGAAGUGUAACAUCUUGAAAGAGUCUAGUCGUUUAAAUGGGCAACAUAGAUACUGAAAGGUCUGGUGCUGCUGGUUAAGUGCAGAUAAACCAGACCUUACUUUCCAAGUGACAGGCAGUUAUUCCUGGAGUACUGCAUGGCCCUGCACAGGCCCUGCAUGGCCCUGUCACGUGACUCCCCCUCCUAACAGGUAAAGCAUAUCACCACUUACUCAGUGAAGUCUUACAUUUUUUUUUAUUUCUCUUCUUUACAUUUGUAAGUUAGAAUAUUAAUUUUUGACUGCAUUUAAGAUAUAAGCAGGGGGACAUGCAAAAACAAUCAUCAUCCACUUGGAUGUCAUUUUAUAAAUUAACACUGUGUGGUUUUGUAUGGAAGAAAUAUAUAUAUAUAUAAAUAUAAUUUAAUAGUGUAAGAAAAAUAUAUAUUCAUUUGCACUCAUGUGAAACCAAACUAUUCUACAAAAUUUUGUGUUUCUCAGUGAUAUUAAAAAUGCAUGUGUUGCAUGUAAAGGAAAACCAUCUCAAUUAUUGUUGGCCAUAGUUCUCUCUUGGGUUUUGUAAACUGUUAUUUGUUGGGGAGGUUUAAUUGUUGUUAUUUUUAAAUCACUGUAGACUUCUAUAUAACCUAGGUCUAGUAGCCUGAACUGGCCUUGUUGACAAGGAUUCCCAAGAAAUAGCUCUUCUCUCUGGCGGACCUCCCAUGUCUCAGGAGGCAUUGCAGGGGGCAGGUGUGUACGCUGCAAGGUAGCUGGUUCAGAUACUGCAACUUCGGGAUUUGUUGAAGUUCUUGUGUAGCUAUACUUUGAUAGAUUAUAGAACGAAUUAAAUAGUUCUUCAUUCAUUCUCUGCUUUUCAUAGUCACUUAUAUUAUUCUUUUGCAUGACCUUGAACCAUUCAUGUGUGUUCUUACUGGGCUUGUGUUGUCUGUAGCUGCUCAGAGUUCAAUUGUAUUUUACAUGAAUAUAUUCACACUUCAUAUUUUUUAACCAGCAGAUAACUUCCCCCCUCCCCAAAAGGUUUUUUUUCCUCAUCCUUGAGAAUAUUACUUAUUUGUCUGAUUCAUGCUGAUAUAUGUGUUAAUGUAAUGAAGUAAGUUUUUUUAAUGUAAAAAUUCACUGUGCAAUCAUAUGUAAGCAAUAAAAUGAAACUGAGUUACUUGUAUAUAAGUACA
Molecule: messenger RNA, 5016 nt
Organism: Dipodomys ordii (Ord's kangaroo rat)
Lineage: Eukaryota; Metazoa; Chordata; Mammalia; Rodentia; Heteromyidae
Gene: Efr3a
Product: EFR3 homolog A (S. cerevisiae)
Exons: 22
Coding region: 106-2457 (783 amino acids)
Biological process (GO): protein localization to plasma membrane
Cellular component (GO): plasma membrane
Source: RefSeq, a predicted model, not a curated record